Molecule: messenger RNA, 4153 nt
Organism: Tachyglossus aculeatus (Australian echidna)
Lineage: Eukaryota; Metazoa; Chordata; Mammalia; Monotremata; Tachyglossidae
Gene: ACTR1A
Product: actin related protein 1A
Exons: 11
Coding region: 84-1214 (376 amino acids)
Source: RefSeq, a predicted model, not a curated record
ACUGCGCACGCGCAGCCGCCACAGCCGAGCGGGCCGGCCGUUCCUUCCUCGGGAGGAGACCCCCCUCCCCGCCCCCCGGCACCAUGGAGUCCUAUGAUGUGAUCGCCAACCAGCCCGUCGUGAUCGACAAUGGCUCAGGCGUAAUUAAAGCUGGUUUUGCAGGUGAUCAGAUUCCCAAAUACUGCUUCCCAAACUAUGUGGGCAGACCGAAGCACGUCCGCGUCAUGGCCGGAGCGCUGGAAGGAGACAUUUUCAUUGGUCCCAAAGCUGAGGAGCACCGGGGGCUACUCUCAAUCCGUUACCCCAUGGAGCAUGGCAUCGUGAAGGACUGGAACGACAUGGAGCGCAUCUGGCAGUACGUCUACUCCAAGGACCAGCUGCAGACCUUUUCAGAAGAGCAUCCCGUGCUCUUGACGGAAGCUCCUCUGAACCCACGGAAAAACCGAGAGCGUGCUGCCGAAGUUUUCUUCGAGACCUUCAACGUCCCAGCCCUCUUUAUCUCCAUGCAAGCCGUGCUCAGCCUUUAUGCAACAGGCAGGACCACGGGAGUGGUACUGGACUCCGGGGAUGGCGUCACCCAUGCGGUGCCCAUCUACGAGGGCUUUGCCAUGCCCCACUCGAUCAUGCGCAUAGACAUCGCCGGCCGGGACGUCUCCCGCUUCCUCCGACUCUACCUGCGCAAGGAGGGCUACGAUUUCCACUCGUCCUCGGAGUUUGAGAUUGUCAAAACCAUCAAAGAGCGGGCCUGCUACCUGUCCAUCAACCCACAGAAGGACGAGACGCUGGAGACGGAGAAGGCGCAGUACUACCUGCCCGACGGCAGCACCAUUGAGAUCGGCCCUUCCCGCUUCCGGGCACCGGAGCUGCUGUUCCGACCGGAUCUGAUCGGGGAGGAGAGUGAGGGCAUCCACGAGGUGCUGGUGUUUGCCAUCCAGAAGUCAGACAUGGACCUCCGGCGGACACUCUUCUCCAACAUCGUGCUCUCGGGAGGCUCCACCCUGUUCAAAGGUUUCGGUGACCGACUGCUGAGCGAAGUGAAGAAACUGGCUCCCAAGGACGUGAAGAUCAGGAUAUCGGCGCCUCAGGAGAGACUGUACUCAACGUGGAUUGGGGGUUCCAUCCUGGCAUCUUUGGACACCUUUAAGAAGAUGUGGGUCUCCAAGAAGGAGUACGAGGAAGACGGCGCCCGGUCCAUCCACAGGAAAACCUUCUAACGUUUGGACAUCUUCACCUCUCUCCGAAGUUAACUCCACUUUCAAACUCGCUUUCCUGAGUCCAAGUGUGUGUGAGGAGUUGCCCCCGUGUGCGUGCGUGUGCGUGUGUGUGCGUGCGUGUGCCAGCCUGGCCUGGACGAGACCAGGGCCCGGAGAAAGGACGACCACUUCAGCGAGACACAAACAAUCUGGGCAGGAGGGACUGACCACUAACUCGUUCCCAAGCGGGAGAAGGCCUCACCCGACCUCCCCAACCCUUGGUUCUUUGGGUCCUUCUCCUUUCUCUGGUUGUGACUGUUUACUGCUGUAGGGAGAGAAGGUGGGGGGCAAAUGGAGAAACAGACCCGAGCUCUCCCCUUUUCCCCCCCUCCACACCCUUUCUCCCUGCCCCUCCUCAGUCCAGCCCCAGAGCUGGUCUCGCACGCUUCUCCUCUACUCAUCACUGUCUCUUGCUGGCUGCUUGAUCGUUGCGGGUUCUGGGAGGGAGGGGUGGGGCAUUCUUUUUGUGGUUUUCGAUUUGGAAAGGGAAGGGAUGCCAGGGCAGGAAAAGCACAUUUGGAGAUGUUUGUAGAAACACCUGGGUUAGCGUGGAGGCUGGCAAUGGGGGAAAGGGCAGGAAGUUUAUACCGAGGGCUCAGACAGAGCUGCUAUUAGGGAAAAGGGAAUGGGAGGAGCUGGCUAUUACAGCCCGACUUUGUAAAACAAGGUCAUCACCCCUGAGACACACACACACACCCCACACACCAACCCAAUCCCACCCCCUUGGGAGUCACAGGAUUGACCUUUCAGUCCCUUGACUCUCCCCUGCCAUUUGUAAACCCCUCCCCUCGCCUGUGACCCUGUGGGGAGAAUGCCAGGCCUUGAAGAGGAAAGGGGGAGGGAGUGGACAAAGCAGGCGUAUGGCUGGCAGACAGGCUCCCUUGCCCGAAUGGCUCUCUGAUAAGAGGUGAGGUUUCUAGAUUGGUAAGAGCUCAGCGGGAGAGGAAUUCCCCUCCAGAGCAAUUGCUUUUUAUCACCUUCUGCAAGAGGCCAGAGUAGGAAGUUUUAUUUAUUUAAGGGCCUGACAAGCUGGGGCUUCAUUGAUAGGGCUGGUGGAGGGGGUGGGUCGGGGGGAGACUGGUAAAUCUGAGGUUUCUGGGGAUUUUCUGCUAACACUAAUGUUUACAACCUCCUCUGCUUUGUGCACCCUCCCUCUGCCUCCUUUGUCCUCAUAGAGGGUCCACGGGGCCACACCCUGCUAACAAUAAACUGAUGGAGUACAUGGGCAUUGAGAGUAGUCUGCAACUGGAAUCGGUGGCACCCACGAGGACCCCUUCCCCUCCUUCCUUUGCCCCAUGGCGGGGACGGGCAGGGAAUUUGCUGCCUGCCCCUUCCUCCCUGACACAUAUUUUCCCCGAACACCGAUUGCAACUACCUCCUUGCUCCGCUGAGACUGCUGGACUGGCUCUGACUACCAGGGGAGCAACAGCACAGGCCUCUUCACGGGUGCGUGGAGAGAAACCUCUUACCCCUCCGCUCUACAGCUCACACUCAGCUGCCAGCCCGAUUUCUGCCCUCUAGAGAGUUGGCCAACUCCCCCACAGCUCAGGAGUCAGGGGGAGCAAAAUCACAGGCCUGUGGGUGGAACAUAGUAGUAUUAGCAUGUUUUUGAUGGCGCGGGGAGUUGCUGCAGGCUCUCAAGAAGAGUUACCGAGUAGUCGUGAUUCGGAAUCGGAAAAACUUGUAAGAGGGACUGAUGUGUACCUUGGGUGUAUUUGUGUGUGUGUGUCUGUGGAUGGUGGGGGAAGUCAGCUGGUACUAGUCCCUCUGUGGCUUUUGAUCUACUCCCCCUUCUAUCCAAAUUGCUACUUGGUGCUGGUGACCAGGGCUCAGCUAUCAUCCCUGACCCCUCUCUCCUGGAGAGAAAAAGCCUUCUGGCUGCUGAGAGACAAAGACCCUGAGUUUUGCACCUUCCUGUCCUUAACAGGAUCAAGACUGGGCCUCUGGGAACAGGGAAGACCUUCAAGUUUCCUCCUCACAGGGCUAAGGGGGCUCUGCCUGUCAGCAGAGCCCGAGCCUGCUGCUUCAAUCAUUAUGGGAAUUGGGUACAGGUGCCAACACCUUGCUCAGGUCACCAGAGAAGUGGGGUCCCCCACAAACUGAGCACUGCUGCCCUGCCGUCCCCUCAGGGUUAGUACUUCCAAGGGCUAAGGGAGCUCCCCAUCUCACACACACUCACUCUUUUCUUCCACCAGAUUCUGGAAUGAUGGCUUCCACAUUAGGUGGGCUCCAAGGAAAGGAAACAGGAUCAUGGGCUGGAAGCCAGGUGAGGGAGCAGCCAUAACAAUGUGGUUCUUUGGUUUAGCCCUAUGAUGGGGGCGGGGGAAGAGAGGCGGUCACAGGGCCUGGCUUCAGCUCUAGGCCCUGCCUGGCCAAACUGUCUUCUAUUUUAGUCAGCACCCCUCCUCCACCUCAAGGUUGCCAUCCUCUGUCUCGUGCAAGUUUGCUUAUUGUGUAACGAGGACUUAUCACAAGAUCUUGAGCUAGAGGCUGACAAGGCUGCCUAGAAUUUCAAAGGCAACCCAAGAUGCCACUGUUCAUAGUUCUGUUUCUCAUGCCGCCCAGCUCCACAUUUGACUCCUGCCAGAAGAAAAGCUGGCUGUCCCUGGAAUGAACCCACUGAGCUCUUUGCCCUGAUCUACCCAGGCCUCAAGCCCCCUUGUUCCAACGAUGCCAGUUUCCUUUCCUCCACUUAUUGACCAAAUGGCCCUCGGCCAGAUGUGGGCAGCGGCUGGGGUCAGGCCCUGUCGGAAAAACGGUAUAACCAACGCCCUGCAACUUGCUUCUCAACCAUCCUGCCUCCAUCUUCUCACCCUGAGUCUGUACCUCACCCAAGACUCCAAACCAUGUUGCCUGGCAAUGCCCCCAUGUACUUAAAUAAAGUUGCUCAAAACACAAGC